Messenger RNA from Plectropomus leopardus (leopard coralgrouper), 2657 nucleotides. Lineage: Eukaryota; Metazoa; Chordata; Actinopteri; Perciformes; Serranidae. The record is from RefSeq and is a predicted model, not a curated record.
AUGUGCAGUGUAGACUUGUGAUUGUAGCGUCGAGCUGUACUGUACAGUUUGAAUAGAAUUCGCCGUAAUAUCAUUAAAUAUUUACCGUAUUAUUGCAGUCCUCGCGUAUCAACGUAUCUGCAAAACCAAGCUGAAGUCGGUGGGUCUGAAAUCAUCAUAGCUGCUAAAGUGAGCUUGUUUAGCUAACGUUAUUAGCUCAGCUUAGCUUGAAUCACAGUUACUCUCCAGUAUUUGCUUUCAGUUUUCCUGAAUGUUGUUUGGGUGAUAUCGCCAUAGAUAGCUAACUUGCAGGUCGGUAAGUUGCAGGGGGAAAGUACCCAUUGUUUUUUCCAGGAUGCUCCUCAUCGUCCUGGUAUGCAGCCUGUGUCUGGCUGCCACAGCGCAGGAGGACGACGACGACUGGAUAGACCCUUACGACAUGAUCAACUACGAUUCAAGCACCAAAACUAUGAGGAAGCCUGCAGAGCCAGCAAACUAUGACAAUGUGCCAACCAAGAGAAGAGAGUACAAUCGGGACUCCAAUCAGGUGGAGGUGACGCCGUGUAACACCCAAGUAAUGGAGCUACAGAGACAGAAUGAAGAACUAAGGAAGAAAAUCACACUCCUCUCACAGCAGCCUACAUGCAAUCCAGUGUUCAAGCGAUUCCUCACCAGACUGCGGAAUGAAAUAGAAAAAGUUGGUUUGCCAAGUGACUCCACUGAAGUCUUAUAUGAUGCCAAAAUCCUGCUGUCCAAACAAACCAUGACAGAGAUCCAGAAUCUUCUGGUUGGUGCAGACAGCUUUAGAACAGGAGCUCUGGACAAAAUACUGGUGGAUCUCAGACCACAUGACUACGAGGCCUGGAAAUGGCGUUUUGAAGACACCUUUGGCGUGGAGCUUGACACUCUAUUAAAAUUGGGGCUGGGUGUUAUGGUCAUCGUGGCCAUCAUAUGCACUCAGCUGUGGUCACAGGUGUCCUGGUUCAUACAGUUCAGUCGCCUGUUUGGUGUCAGCUUCCUUGUCAGUAUUCCCUGGAACUGGAUCUAUCUUUACAAGAUUGCCUUUGCUGAGCAUCAACGCAAGCUAGCAAAAAUGAACGAUGCUGAAUAUGCAAAAUGCACUGGAUUGAAGAAAUUUGACUGGAGUGAUAAUCUGAAAGAGUGGUUUAGAAGCACAUUGACUCUUCAAGAUGACCCUUGUAAGAAAUACUAUGAAAACCUUGACCCCUGGUUACUGGUACCUCCAACCAAGGCGUUCGCAGUUACCAUCACAACCUUCAUCACAGAGCCGCUGGAGCACAUUGGAGAGGGGAUCAGCAAGUUUCUUCGAGCCCUCCUCAAAGAUCUGCCAAUUACCCUGCAGAUCCCAGUCCUCUUCACUAUCGUGCUCGCCAUUGUGGUAUGCAUGUAUGGAAGUGUGCAAGCAGCCUUCCGGCAUGGCAUCACUGCACCUUUCCGCCGCCCUCGGAGAGAUCCACCUCCUCCACAGCGGGAGCAUCGGCGGCCUCGCCUCCAGGAGAUCGAGGACAUCGACCACUUAGCAGAAGGGGAUGCACCACGACGCGCACUGAAGCACCAAGCUGAUAACGCCAAAUUACACAGGAACCAGGUUCAUCGGAGGCGGCCCUACAGACCCAGAGAAGAGCCAGCAAAGGUGGCUGUGGAGACGCUACGCACUGCAGAGCCUCCCCAAAAUGAGUACGAGACGGACGCUGCGCCGCCUGGGGAGGAGACGAAUCUCUCUGCUGAGUCGGAUUCAGAAAACCAGCAGGAGACACAAGAGGAGCUUGAAGGAGCAACUGCUGGUAGUGCUGCUGCUAACAGGACCCAAACAAAAACUAAACCCACUGAAUCAGAUUCCUCUCCAACAAAAACAAAACCUCUGAAAGUGAAUAAAGAGCUUUCUCAUGAUGAACCAAGCAGAGACGGUGCCACACGCAGAGCUCAGCCAGCAGGAAGACGGCAGCUUUUCACAUGCACUAAUGGGAUGGUGAAUAUUCACAUAAAUUGGACUUGCAGGCCUCAGCAGAAGAUAGGACCUCCUCUGACUCACUGCCGUCUGUUGAAACUGUCGGAGUUCCUGUUCAGGAGACAUCUCCAACAUCAGUGGAGUAGGCCGCCUCUGCAUCGUUCAAAGCAGGAGGAUUAACGUCAUUAGUGUUUGCUGGUUUUGGUUGGACCGUGGAUGUUACACACAUUGUUUCGAUGUGCAUGUACAUCUCAAAGGUAACCCAGAUGGGGAACACGUUCAGUGUUGCCAACUAACUUUGUCUUGUUGCCGUGGGGUCGGCUAAAUGUGCCUUUCCCCGAGCAGAGUCAACACCACAGUUUGGUGAAUCUACUCAUUACUUCAUGAGGAUUUCGGCUUUGCUGUCUUUCCUUAGUUCCAAAAAACAAAUCAUUAAAUGAACCCCACAGCAGCCAGACAAAAACCAUUAUCAGGGAAACAGGAAUUGAAUGCAUUAAAAAUAGCAUUGUCUACUUGAAGGCAUACUAUGAAGGAUUUUCUUAAUAAACAUAUAGACUCACACAGUGACCCGAUAGCAGCGUGUGGUGGGGUCUGUAUCUGCAGAGAACCUGCCGUCUGCUUGUUAUUUUCAUGGUUUCCGCAAAAUCUGGGAAACCUGGAAAAGACAUGGAAUUUCACAAUCAUGUUUUCCAGGCCUGAAAAAGUAAUG